Truncatella angustata is the source of this 3584-nucleotide messenger RNA. RefSeq lists its product as uncharacterized. Lineage: Eukaryota; Fungi; Ascomycota; Sordariomycetes; Amphisphaeriales; Sporocadaceae. The record is from RefSeq and is a predicted model, not a curated record. Bases 259 to 3414 code for a protein of 1051 amino acids. The transcript has a single exon.
CACGAAAAUGCGCGUGGGAAGGAAACUGGAAAGCACACACCUGCGAUAUCCGCGUCGUCCCUGCCAGAUUGCUCAGAACUUAUGACGAUAUACCGGAUGAAUACGCGUCUGUGUUAUGCCAAGUAACAUUGGAUAGGUAGACUGCUGUCCCAUGUUCAAUGUUCUCCAUGCAUUUCAAGAGUUUCAGCACUAUCAACACGGUGUUUUUGGUUAGCUUGCAGUCAACACCAACCGUUGACUAUAUUUAGGAUUAUCAACAUGCAGCGCCGCAACAGUAUCAAGUCCCGCAACCGACCGCUAUCUCGCCAGAAAUCUGCUUCGUCUGUCAAGAGUGUGCAGCUGGUUCAUAUCGAUCCGCGCACGGCUGAGCAUGAUGCACAAAGCGCGGCAACGCAAGCCUUUGCAAGGGCCAGAGAACGAGAUUUGAACGGCACGGCCGACUGGCCACCGUCGCGCUCGUGUGAUCGCCCUACUUCGGGACACCAUCAAAGCUCUCUGGAAGGUCACCAAAACGAUUCGGUGCUGCGCAAACAGCAGAGCGUUCGUUUCGUCCAGCCCAUGACCUACAGCACUCGGGUUGAGGAUGAGACCAUGCAGAGCACACCGUCAAAACAAAGGAGUGGCAGGAUCCAUACAAGCCGGUCUCGAAGUCACACCCAUACUUCAAGCAACGCUUCAGCCGCUGGCAUGGUCUUCGCCGCCAAGGGUACAGCAGGCGACUACAUCAAUGCACUCAUCAUGGGAGAGGACCAUAACACGCCUGAAGAUAACAUCAACUAUGUGCCAUCUUCGCGUCGCCGCCUUCGCAAGUCCAAGUCCAUGUUCACAGCAUCGGAACUGAAUGAAUUAUCAAGCUUCAGAUAUGAGCAACAACCUAGAGGGGAAACGCCACAAUUUGUCGGCGCUGGUGGUCUCGCUUCGCAUUUGCACCAGGACGCUGAUACGGGGAUGCGGCAGCUCAAAAACCCGAAGUCAAUGACAUUCCUAAGGUCGAAGAGGGAGAUGCACACUAAACAGGACCAUAGAGUAACUGCCCCAACGCUUACCGUACUGAGCGAAGAUGCUGUGCCGGCCACUCAUCCCAGCAUCACUAAAACGCAGCCUUCUGCACUUUUGCCCAUCAAACCUGUCAAUCCAGACAGAUAUUUCAGGAAAUCGAUGCGGGAUUCAAGCAACUCUAAUGCUUCAUCGGAGACGAAAGUUGUGGAAAAUGGAAGCCUUAGAGUCAAGGCUCGUGAAGUCUCUAAGAACUUCAAACAUCGGAUAAAGAGCUUAUUCCACAUUGCAAAGGACGAAAAUGACGAAAAUAGGUUUCCCCCACAACAGGUGAAAGCUCCAAAAGCACACGCAAUGGGCCUUGAGGAUUUGGAGCAUAACUUGGGGGACGACUACUUCGACGAAGCAGACAGGGAAAACACCACCGUCUCGCGAGUCACAUCCGGUGUUCCAUCACUCCAUGCCGUACCCUCAGAGCUACAGUUGCGUUCGCGUCAGGGCAGCCUCGAAAGUCUCCGCAGUGAAAGAAAGGUGUCAGAUGAGAAGUCCAGGGUGACAAGCUGGUCAGAUUCUGAUGCAACUACUUCAGGAACUGUCAGUAGCGGCCGAGUCGAAUGGGAAAAGCAACGGCUGUCGGUAAUCAAGGAGAAUAGCUGUCAACUUGCGUCACCUUCUUUUCGGAGAGCCCCACUGCAGGUGCACCGGACAGGGUCUGAGAUUGACCUGCGACAGACUUCGGCAGUUGCAAUACCACCUACAAGAUCAGUUGACGGCCAAAGGAUAUAUUCGGCAUUGAUGAAGAGACAUAAUCGCGGUAAUGAUAUAGUUGAAGCAAAGCAUGCUGAACGACGAGGGAGCUUCGAGGACUUCAUGGUCCAGGGAAUAGUCCCAACGCGAGAUGGUUCCAAGGCAUUCUGCAUCGGAGGCAAAUCGUCGCCUGCAACCAUUAGACCAGUCGUCACCGAUAAUGUCUUGAAGUCUGGUCAUAUGCGUGAGUCAACCACAACCGUUAUACGUGGGCCUAGGCCGAUGCCGAGUCAAGCAGUUGACAGCUACUCAAACGGCCACCAGAUUAACAGGCUGGCAACGUCAUUAUCUACGAACACUCUGAGGUCUCCGAAGAGUUCUAGCAUUGUAUGUCAUGACGCGGCAAUGCUGCCGACCAGGUCCCUGACAAGUCCAAGCACCAGGACAUUGGCACCACCAGGCAAGGCUUUAGCUGAACGUAGCUCAGUAUUCUUUGGCAGCCCGUCAAGCCACCUGUUCCGGACGCAGAGUCCGUAUCGACGCGCUAUUCGAGGUUCGAUGCAUGCGGCUGCCGAAGCAUCUAUUCCUCAGUCGCCUGAAUUCAAUCCUUGGAUGGCAACAUUGAAUACUGUUCGUAUCCGCUGUCCGAAUUCCUACGACUCAGACGAAGAGGACCGGAAGAUGACAUGUGCUGAAAGCUUAUACUCCUCUGAUGAAGUAGAGCCGGCCGGGGACUUGCCGGGCAAGGUUGGCCAGUCUGAACAAGUACCAUCCCCGACUAAAGCUCAUGGAGAUGCUACCAUUUUUCUUGACCCGCCAAAGUACCAAGCACCAACUUUCAAGCCGGCUGAGCGUAUGACAUCAUCAGCAAGCUCUGUUGAGUGGAAGACGUGGCUUUCAUCGAACAUAUCGAAAUUGAACGAUCCGCAUUCGCCUCCGGAAGACUCUGAUCCAGGCGAAGAAAAACUUGGGACUCGUAAAUUGCCGUGGAACUCAGGCCAUGUGCGCGAAAACGCGCAGAUAUAUGGCGAAGACUAUGACGGAGUAGCAAUGGGGACCAGUGAGGGUAAAUCCCAUGACAACGAGCCAGAGGACUUGAUCGUUCGUAGUCCAACUACUGAGCGCCAGCACCGAAGAGUACCGCCAGUACCCCCAAGAAAUGUUCUCCGGCCAAUACAAUCUUCGGCAAGCCUGCGAUCAAGUUUGGCGACCGUGAAUACACCUCAAGAACGUAGCAAGAAACCUAGUCCAGGGCCAGCGCAAUCAAAGCCACUCGCGCAGGCUCGGUCUCUUAGCGCCCUCAGCAUCCAGGAUCAAAAUAUCCUCACACCACGAUCCAAGCUACGCAGAAAACCCAACGGACCCAGAGAUUACGCCCCCCAGGCUUUGACCCCAGUAAGGAAUGGUGGAACACAUCGACAGCUGACCAGACUUUCAGAGGCGGCUGAAUCGCAACUUGACACUAAAGGGCCCGGCGGUGUGCAGAAUGAGAACAUGAGCCCAAUAAUGGCUGAUCCAAAGGAUCGUGGCACAAUUGACGAUUCAAAGUUCCGCAGCGUGCAAAACAACACGAGCAGGCAAUCACUUGGUGCUAACCAUAUGGUCGAAGUCUUCUUGGACAGCCGGAGGCAAAGUGCGGUUGGUGCCGGUGACACGGAUGCAUUUCUCUGAUGCGGAGUGGGAGUGGCAGUUUUGUCGCUUUUGAUGUCAAGUGACUAGUUUGGAAGCAAUCGAAUUCAUAAAAGUAAAGACAGGAACGCGGUGGCUCGUAGAAAAUAUCACUACAAUCAUGUGUGGGCAAAGGAGUAGGAAGGAAGCGGGUCUGAACUUUGAAGUACAUA